Molecule: messenger RNA, 750 nt
Organism: Penicillium maclennaniae
Lineage: Eukaryota; Fungi; Ascomycota; Eurotiomycetes; Eurotiales; Aspergillaceae
Exons: 3
Coding region: 1-750 (249 amino acids)
Source: RefSeq, a predicted model, not a curated record
AUGGCGAGGAUAACUGAGGAUGCCACACAAGGCUUGAGCAUUGAUCCCGCUAGGGAAGCUCUCAUGCUCUCGAUUUGCUUUGCCGCCGUGUACCCUGUAAAUGUUGACGGAGUCGACCUUGAGCCACAUAUGAUUGAGCUUCCGCCUGAGAAGCAGGGCUUUACCGACAUCACCCUUUGCCUUGUAACCUGUUUCAUGAUUAAUGAAGUGGAAUUAUCGACACAUCCUUUGAGCACAGUCGCAUCAAUGCAAAGCAGAGAAGAUUGCAUCAAGUCUGUGGGGGCAACUCUCCAUGAGCGAUAUCUGAAUCAUUUCGAUCUGAGGAUUCCAUUUCAUUGGGUAUUCGCCACAAUCGCUCGCCUCCAUUUGUCCAAAGCUUGGGUAUCGGUGCAUAAGCAGCUCUCGUCCUCUGAUCCGCGUGAACCGGAACCAGAGUAUAGAGGGUCGGCAUUGGGCUGGCUCUGCAGAAGUCACAAGCAAAAGGAGGCCAUUGUCCACAUUCUUGACGAAUUAAGUACUCGUCCGAAUGGUCCCGAGACGGAUCGUGCUUGGGAAAUAGUGACCAAAACAACGUCCCUCUGGAUGCAAGGUCCUGGGGCCGUGGGAGGUGUGCCUGAGAAGCCUUUGCUUGAACUUAUUCAGCGGGCUGAUAUGCUACGAGAAGAGACGCUGAAGGGCCAAAAUGGACUAGAAAUGGCAAACUUGGUUGGAGUGCCUCCUCUUGUUGAGGAAGAAAUGAUCUCAAAGUAA